UUUCCAAAUUCCAUUGGAUAAAAAAAUCAAAAAGUUUUGAGCGGAUCUCAUCCGGUAAAAAUUUAUAUUUUAUACUCUUUUUAUACAGCUUCCUAAAAUAAACAGAAAACAAUAAUCAAAAUGAUUCAACGACAACGCCAAAGAAUCGAGCAAGCUGUAACUGAAAUGAUUGACGAUAUGGAUAAAUCACAUUUACGUAAAAUGCAGACAGACAUGCAUUUAUGCGCUGCCCGCUGUUGCCAGGAUAUGAAUGCAAGUGUUGACAGUGUUCAGAAUUGUGUCGACAGAUGUUCUAAUCCAAUAACUCGAGCCCAAAACUACGUUCAACAUGAAUUGGGUGAAUUUCAAGGACGAUUGCAAAGAUGUGUUAUGCAAUGCAACGAUGACAUAAAAGUUAAGAUGCCACCUAACCCCAAUGAAUCGGACGUAGCUAAGUUCACAGAUCAGUUUGAGCGAUGUGCGGUUCAGUGCGUCGAUAAGCAUGUUGGUUUGAUUCCAUCACUUAUGAAAACAAUGAAAGCAGUUCUAGCUAAAGGUCCCGAGAAUAUACCAAACGUUUAAAAUCCUUCAAUCAUAGAUAUUGAACUAUUUAACUAUGUUGACCAUUUUCCGUUGACGGGAAAUUAAAAUUUUAAAAUGCGAAUGUACCUCAUUGAUUAAGCUACUACAAAAUUAAAUAAAUGUUUGUUUUUCCAGAACGAUCA
Messenger RNA from Eupeodes corollae, 704 nucleotides. Its product is annotated as protein FAM136A. The coding region runs from base 121 to 561 and encodes 146 amino acids. Lineage: Eukaryota; Metazoa; Arthropoda; Insecta; Diptera; Syrphidae. Gene Ontology annotation, cellular component: cytoplasm. The record is from RefSeq and is a predicted model, not a curated record. The transcript has 3 exons.